AUGAGCAUCGUGACCUCGCUCCGGGCGACCGACUUGAUGCAGCACGAGGAGGCAUCAACGAGUAGCGACCACUCGGACACGCACGCCCAGUGCACAUGGGAGCAUGAGAUGCAGCGUGCCGUCGAAACCCGCGGCCGCAGCCGCAGCCGCUCGAUCCUCGCAGACGACGAGGCCAAAAGCGCACCUGCUCCGCCGUCUCGAGCCGCUUGUGACUCGAGCAACAUUCGUACAACAUCCUCCGGACGCAGUCGGAGCUGUUCGUUUUCAGCGUUGGAACCCCCGCACAGCGUCUCGGCCGUGCAAUACACAGCGCCUGACGACGGCAAUUGUGACGUGAAUACCGACGGGAACGCUGCGAAGCGAGCGGCGUCGCUGUCGAAGAUUUAUUUAGCAGGUUCUGCGCCGGUGGACGUGUCAAAAUUGCAAGAAACGGGGCAGUUGAGUGCACAAAAGAAGGUGGAAGUCGUGCAGCCAACAGGCGCGCUGUCGGCUGCUGCUCUGGACGCGCUCUCGGAAGGUCUGCAGCUGUCGGUGGAGAACAAUGCGAAGCCGUUGAUGGCGUCGGCUACGAGAGCGGCAAAAGGCGAGGAGCUCACGGAAGAAGAGAUAGAGGAGAAGAAGAUGGAGGAAGAAGAGGACUGUAAACUCAAGGCGGAGAAACUGUCGGCGAGACGGUCGUUGGCCGUCCGGGCCUCGCUCUUUCGCAAUAAAAUGAUGAAAAGCACCACGAGGUUGUUGGGGAACGGUGUAACGACAGAAGAAGCAGCUGCAGCGGCGGCAAUAGCAGCAGCAGCAACGCUCGAGAACGAGCGCAGUGUCGAGCUGAAGGCCGUGGCUGGAGUUGAGAAGCCUGCGACGAUGCUUGAUGUUGCGGCGGUUGAUGCAGGAGGAGCGGGGCCUGUGAAGAAGAGGCAUAAGCUCAAGCUCUUGUUGCUGGGAGAUAGCGGGGUUGGAAAGACGAGUUUGAUGCGUGUCUUCUCUGGAGACGAGUUUUCCGAAUCAAUGCUGGCAACUGCAGGUGUCGACUUUAAGCUUCGACACAUUAACGUUGCAGAUGAAGCGAUUACACUUCAGAUCUGGGACACUGCAGGUCAAGAGCGUUUUCACCGCAUCACUUCUACAUAUUACAAGGGUGCGAACGGAAUCGUGCUGGUGUACGACGUCAGCGAUAGACGAAGCUUUGACAACGUUGGCUACUGGAUGAACAACAUUCGUCAGUAUUCAUCCCCGACACAGAUGCCCGCGAUGCUUCUUGUGGGAAACAAAAUUGAUCUGCCGAACCGUGUCGUGGCAUUAGAGGAAGGUCAAGCGGCUGCGAGCCAGUACGGCUGCCGAUUUAUCGAAACGAGUGCAAAGACGUCAGAAAACACGAAUGGCGCGCUCGAGACAAUCGCGCGCGAUGGGUUUAUGAUCAGCGUUAAUCCUGCACUUACUCAAAAAAUAGUGAUGGAUCGAGAGAAAACGCUGGCUGGACGACGCAACAAGGAAAACUGCGUCAUUCAGUAA
Molecule: messenger RNA, 1506 nt
Organism: Peronospora matthiolae
Lineage: Eukaryota; Oomycota; Peronosporomycetes; Peronosporales; Peronosporaceae
Source: the annotation of a GenBank genome assembly